Molecule: messenger RNA, 1679 nt
Organism: Coniophora puteana RWD-64-598 SS2
Lineage: Eukaryota; Fungi; Basidiomycota; Agaricomycetes; Boletales; Coniophoraceae
Exons: 3
Coding region: 67-1266 (399 amino acids)
Source: RefSeq, a predicted model, not a curated record
CAUUCAAUAGCCCUGCAUCACUAUUGUCAGGGUCAACACAUCGAAGUAGAGCAAGACCAAGAAGCAAUGGGCUCGACAGUCCAGUUUCCUUCCAAGUAUGCAAGCACGGAGUCUCGGAAUGCUUCCAUGCUUUCUAUGGACCAAGUGCGGUUGGUCGACGGGCCUGCGAGAUCCAGUGAAUUGUCGGUACUGUCAAGGCAAGGCACUGCGCUCGACAUAUGCGAGUAUAUGUACGGAAACUCGCCUGCCUCGAGCUUCUUAGACGCCGAAUCCUUCUACGAACCCAAUGCUGGUAUAUACGAGAAUCCACUGCUGACGGCGACGUCUCGCUCGAUCAUAUCUGACAUCUAUAACCUGACACGUCGGCUGUCCUCGGUGGAUAUACCGAAACCCCUGGCGAUGCUGUACAUCCUGCUUCGUCUUCGACCGCCGGAAGGUGAUGGCUCUGGUGAUCCGUGGUUCAGGGGCCUUCGCGUCUGGUCCGAAGUGGGCGAGAUAAGUGAAAGCGAGAAUGUCGAUGGGCAUCGUAACAACACAGUUGAGCAUACGCUCAACAUCCUCCUUCUCCCUGGUCUACAUACCGGAUCGUUCGGGCCUCGACCAUUACCAUCACACCAACCACCUACACCCCACUCCGGAGCUUCCUCUGCGCCCCGCAUCCCCACUCCAGAGUCGCCGCUGCUGAAUCGCCCACUGCACGUAUCGGUAUACGGUCACUACCCGUCCGAUCCAUCCUUGCCGGUCCCAGGAACCUCACUGGCGAUACCCAGCCCCCUCCAUUUCCAGCUGCACAUUCACACCAAACUCUCCUUCAACGAACAGGGCCGCAUCACGUACCACCGCGACAUCUGGGACGUUAAGGACGUCAUCGGCCUAGUCCCCGGCAUGGGCAUCGCACAGUGGAUCGCAGGCCGGAUGGCCGCGCGCUCCGUCGCCUGGGCGAGCCGCACGCUCCUCCGCCGGUUCGGGCUGGGUGGUAGCAGUAAUACCACGAAUAAUUGGACCAGCCAGGCGGAGACGUCGCCCGAGCAUAGGGCCGAGAACGGGAGGGCGAAGCUACUGAGGAGGCAGCCGUCGUAUACGUUUCACCAGCAGCAACGCCGCGACGUGGAGCUACCGCACCAGUACUAUCAGCACCAGUACCCGCACCAGCAACACCCGCAUCCACUUUCGUACCCGCACUCGCAGCAGACGACUCGGCCCUCGAGUCCGCUGUUAUCGCCUGCGCAGGCAUAUGUGGAGCGCGUCCGCGGUGUGGACGGAUGAAUGGGCAUGAAAUAGCCUCUCUACCUUCUUCCAUGUUACGGGGACGUUUCAGCAGCCGUUGCAACUCGACGCACAUGCUGUCUCGUGUAUCCCCUCCAGUUUCAGACAAUGCAGGGUCACAGUGGAGCGAUGCGCUGGCCUGUUCAGAUGCUGGUUUUUGUCAUUUUAACUUGCGGUGUAAAUUUUGUAAUCUCGUGCGACUGCAGCACUGCAGUCUAGUGUUUCGUGUAUGUGUAACCAUGUGUAUCGCUAAGAUUAAUAUUCGACCUUUCGUCUCUUUUUGUUCCUGCCAAUGUCCGAGCUUCGCAGAUCUUCAAAGGCAGUCGAAAUUUUUUUGUACAUACCUUCGAAGCAGGUCACUGAAUCAGCUGUUCAUGCCAAUGCCGUGUUUCAUACGUCCCAACAAUCAAUCC